Molecule: messenger RNA, 474 nt
Organism: Cyphellophora attinorum
Lineage: Eukaryota; Fungi; Ascomycota; Eurotiomycetes; Chaetothyriales; Cyphellophoraceae
Exons: 1
Coding region: 1-474 (157 amino acids)
Biological process (GO): protein folding in endoplasmic reticulum
Cellular component (GO): EMC complex
Source: RefSeq, a predicted model, not a curated record
AUGGGGCAGCAGGCGGUAUUUUGUCUGGAGGAGGCGGUGGUGGCGGUGCCGAAUGCGUGGAAUUUGCAUGCGAGGUUGGGGGAGUUGGAGUAUAUGGUUGCGAUUGCGGCGGCUGGGGAGGGGACGUCGGAGGCAAGCCAGCAGGGGUUGGGGAGGGCGGUGCAGAGGUUUUCGAGGAGUAUUGAGCUUUGCGAUGAUUAUUUGAGGGGGUAUUAUGGGUUGAAGUUUGCGGUGGGGAGGUUGUUGGCGACGGGGAAGCAGAGCAAGACCGAGGUCAUUGCGAAGGAGAAGUUGCAGAGACUCGAUCGAUUGGCUACGGACAAGUUGAAGGCGAUUGUUCAGGCACGGCAUUCGCAGGUGGGAGAGAAGGAUGAGGCGGAGAUCAUGCUGCGCAGGCGUUGUUGGACAAGACGAGUUCGUGAGAAGAACAGCCCUAGAAGGCGAAGAUGGGCGCUGCUCAAGCUCUGCCGGUGA